AUGACGGCACCCCCGUCGCGAGUGUCGCGCACAUCCUCCUCCGGCAUCUCCGAAUCCUCCCAAUCAGCCCCGUCUGGCGACGGCUGGCAAGUCCCCGAUCCCGGCGUCACCCUCGGUGCUGUCGGCGGCAAGUCCGGCCUCGCGGAACAGGCGACCCUCGGCGGUCACCCGCACGCCGAGCACGAGCUUUCCUCUCCCAUGAACGACAUCGACAAGCACUUGACGCGCGGCAAGCAGCGACAGGGAUGGGCCGCGUCCUUAGUCAACAGCGCCGUGAGCGCAACCGUCUUUGGCGCUGCCGUCGGACUCGGAUGGAGAUCACACGAGGACGACGAGGAAGACCAUAACGAUGACGACAUGCACGGUGGCGAGACAAGCAAGAGCGAAGACCGGCUAGUCCAGUCCGAUCACUCGGAGCCGCCACCCGCGUAUGACACCAUUGCAGACGGGGUCAGUACGAUCGCCAGCUCACCCGCGCCCAGUGUGACCAUGUCGCGAAGACGACGCAAGCGUAGGAUCAAGCGUCCGAGCAUCGCCGAACUCAUCAUUGCAACGAGACAGCAGGAGCUCGCAAUGCUCAGUCCCCCCACCCGACCAUCGUCCACACGCGCAUCCUCGCCUGAGACAUCCCUGCCCAGCCCGACAUUCUUAUCUCUGACACCGGGUCAGACGCCCCACAGGUCCAACAAGCGUGCGGCGCCAGAACCGAUCGAGGAGGAGGGAGAGUCGGAGGACGAGGAGAUGAGCCUGCGGCUGGACGACAUGACGCGGCGCAUCCAGAACCUCAUCAAUGACGGACAACGAGCAUUACACUCGCAGCCGACUUUGCCACCCGCCGAUCCGAUGCCGCUUCCUUUGUUGUCUGUCACACCCAACUCUGCGACUUCCUCCACUUCAGAAGGCCGGCCGUCCAGUGACCUGUUCUCGCCAUGGAUGGACGAUGGACGCACGUCCCGCCGCUCCUCACUGUCCGGCCUGGCGCGUAACCGUACCUCUCUUCCUGCGACAUUAACGCCUCCUACGAAGAAAUUCGCGCGCGAUGGCCCCCGACACUCCACGCCAAUUCCAACCGCUAGUGCAAACACACACAGUGCGGGCAACAGCCCAUACACACAUUCCCGGAUCCCAUCUUACCAUGGGUCGCCCCUGUCUAAGAGCCCGCGCCCGGGCAUGCCGAUGCCGGCGCCCACGCUGUAUGGCAGCGGUACUGCGCCUCCUCUGCCGUGGCGGCGCGAACGAGUAGGGUCGAACAAAUGGAUUCAGCGGCCCCCGUCGCCAACGCUCGGCGAGCUGGCAGCGAGCGACCAGCGCGACCAGAGGUCGGUGGGAUCGAGCUUUGGUGGAACAUUUGAGUUCGGAUCUCUCAGCUCUUCCGACGCAUCGCAUCCAGGCACGCCGGUUCACGGCACAUGGUCGGGUUCCUCGCGCCCGAAGCUCGCUGCACCGGGUACGCCGCUCGAGCCGCCCGCAUACUUGCGGCCUGCUUCGCCUGCGUCGCACACCCCGCAAGCAUCCCAGCCGGCCCCGCACACACCGGCGCGAAGCCGUAUCCCACGAUUUGACCACGGGCGUUCCGGCUCGGUCUCUUCUCGCCCCGGAUCAGCCGCGAGUACUCACACGCACCAGCGAACAGACUCGAUGACUCGGACAUCGCGUCCGACGACCCCCGCGACGCCGAAGGCUAAGGGCCGAGCGCGCGCGGGGACGGACGGAGCGUCCAGCCUCCAGCCCCACAGGUCCUACAUCCCUUCGCCGAACAUUAAGCCCGGCACCGUCGCUCAGCGCAGGCUUUCCUUCACCAAGCCUCUCCCGCACGACACGAAAUGA
This is a messenger RNA of Trichosporon asahii var. asahii CBS 2479, 1827 nucleotides long. RefSeq lists its product as uncharacterized. The record is from RefSeq and is a predicted model, not a curated record. Bases 1 to 1827 code for a protein of 608 amino acids. The transcript is spliced from 3 exons. NCBI's taxonomy places the organism in Eukaryota, Fungi, Basidiomycota, Tremellomycetes, Trichosporonales, Trichosporonaceae.